GCUUUCCUUUCGCGCUCGCACAUGGGCACUGGCUGGCGAGGGGCUGCCAACCCGUCUAGAGUUAUUCCAGGAAUGUGUUGAACAUGGCCGCCGGGAUGAAAGCGCAGAAAACUGGACUGCUGGAACUUCGAGUGUCUGUGGAUCGCUGGGUCCGUGUGUUAGCCGUCCUCACCGAGGACACACUGACGGUGAGCCCCGGAGAAGGCGCCGCCGAGUCAGGCAACCCCACUCCGAAUCCAGCCGGAACAGUGAACGGGGACCCGGCGAACCUCAGUUCUAGUUCUCCGGUCCCCGAAACUAUCACCAACGUCAAGCGCACGGUGAAAGUAACCAAGCAAGAUGUUGGAGGACUUGGAAUCAGCAUUAAAGGGGGCAAGGAAAACAAAAUGCCCAUACUCAUCUCCAAGAUUUUCAAAGGGCUCGCGGCAGACCAGACGGAGGCGCUGUACGUGGGUGACGCCAUCAUCUCGGUCAACGGCUACGACCUGCGAGAAGCCACUCAUGAUGAGGCCGUCCAGGCCCUGAAGAAGACGGGCAAGGAGGUCAUCCUGGAAGUGAAAUAUAUCAAGGAGAUGUCGGCCUACUUUAAGAAUGCUUCGCCCGGGGCCGCGGUGCCCUGGGACUCCCCGCCGGCUUCCCCCCAGAAACAGGCCGAGCUGAAAGAGAGCCGAGCCAUCCCCCUGAAAAUGUGCCAGGUCACCAGGAGACAGUGUCCGCCCGAUACAGAGAACCGGUACCUGGAGGUGGUUUCCUCAGACAGGAAGUCCUCCUUGUUCCUGCGGGCGAACGACCCGGCGGUGGCGCUGUCCUGGUACAACAGCAUCCUGUCUGGUGCCAACGCCCUCCUGCCCAAAGUCAAAGAGGAGCUGAAGAGCCUGCAGGGAGGCCUGGAGGUGAAGCACGUGGGCUGGCUCGCUGAGCAGCCAUCCCAGGGCCCAGAGAAGCCGCUGCUGGGCCUGCUGACUGAGAAAGACCUGGUUCUCUACCGCACGCUGCCAGACGGCAAGGAGGCCCUCGGGAGUCCCGAGCACAGUCACCCCCUCAUCACCACCAGAUUGGUUCAUUCAGGCCCGGGGAAGAGCUCUCCCUUGCAGGACUCUGAGCUCUCCUUUGCCCUGCGCAGCGGGACCAGGCAGGGGGUGGAGACACGCGUGUUCCGGGUAGACUCGGCCAAAGAGCUGUCCGCCUGGACCCACAUGCUGGUGGAAGGCUGUCACAAUGCUGCGGAGCUCAUACAAGAGGUCACUACAGCGUGCAACUGGAACGGGAAAGAGUGCACCCUGGGAGUCCACAUCGACGAGGGCUUCACCCUCUUCACGGAGGAGGCGGGGAUCAGGAAGACGGUCCUGCUGCAGCAGCCCUUCGAGAAGCUGCGCAUGUCCUCCGACGACGGCGUCCGCAUGAUGUACCUGGACUUCGGCGGGCCGGAGGCAGAGAUCCAACUGGAUCUUCACUCCUGUCCCAAAACCAUCGUGUUCAUCAUCCACUCCUUCCUGUCCGCCAAGGUCAAGCGGCUAGGCCUGUUGGCAUGACGACGGCACGAUACAAACCUUCAGAGCCCAUAGGGGGGAGAAAAAUGCAAAAAUGUGUCGGACUGGAGAAGGGGGUGGUGAGAGCUGAGAGGCAGGGUGCUCUAAGCAUUACCGGAUCUCUAUUGGGCGCAGCCCUCUGCCAGACUCCUCCCCCUUUAUACUGAAAUCAAGGGAAACAUAGUACUGUACCAGGCCUCCUCUGCUUCUGACCUCACACACAGGGGGUGGGGCCUGUCUCUAAAUACCUGCACAGGUUUGGACAGCACGGAAUGUCAGAAGCUGAAACGCACUGUCAGCCCAAUUCACAGAGGUACCAAAUCAUGUCAUUUCAAACCAAAAAUUGCAUCCUGUCUUUUUUUUUUUGUGAUAUUGUAACACUUCUGAUCCAGUUUGCAUAUGUGUGUGUGUAUUGAAAAUCCCCACACAUUCAGAGGAUGAAUGGAAACACCGCUCUC
Megalops cyprinoides (Indo-Pacific tarpon) is the source of this 1987-nucleotide messenger RNA. RefSeq names its product syntrophin, alpha 1 (gene snta1). The transcript is spliced from 9 exons. Gene Ontology annotation, molecular function: protein binding; structural molecule activity. NCBI's taxonomy places the organism in Eukaryota, Metazoa, Chordata, Actinopteri, Elopiformes, Megalopidae. The record is from RefSeq and is a predicted model, not a curated record. Gene Ontology annotation, cellular component: neuromuscular junction; dystrophin-associated glycoprotein complex; sarcolemma. Bases 84 to 1532 code for a protein of 482 amino acids.